CUCUCCCCCUCCUCGAUCAGAUCGAUCUGUGCUUAUCGGCUCAUAAGCUACCAUUUCGUAACUCAACACAUGACGCUUGGCUCAGGAGGAUCCAGUGUUGUCGUGCCUCGGAAUUUCAGAUUAUUGGAGGAGCUUGAGCGUGGUGAAAAGGGUAUUGGAGAUGGCACUGUGAGCUAUGGAAUGGAUGAUGGUGAUGACAUUUACAUGCGUUCUUGGACAGGCACCAUCAUUGGUCCUCACAAUUCUGUUCACGAAGGUCGCAUUUAUCAAUUGAAGCUAUUUUGUGACAAAGAUUACCCUGAAAAGCCUCCAACUGUUCGAUUUCAUUCGCGAGUCAACAUGACUUGUGUCAAUCAUGAGACUGGAGUGGUGGAGCCGAAGAAGUUUGGGAUAGUGGCGAAUUGGCAGAGAGAGUACACAAUGGAAGAUAUAUUGGUGCAGCUGAAGAAAGAAAUGGCGGCCCCACAUAACCGGAAGCUUGUUCAACCACCGGAAGAUGAAUAUGAUGAUGAUGAUGAUGAUGAUGAUGGAUAG
Messenger RNA from Lactuca saligna, 534 nucleotides. Lineage: Eukaryota; Viridiplantae; Streptophyta; Magnoliopsida; Asterales; Asteraceae. The record is from the annotation of a GenBank genome assembly.